Molecule: messenger RNA, 6920 nt
Organism: Linum trigynum
Lineage: Eukaryota; Viridiplantae; Streptophyta; Magnoliopsida; Malpighiales; Linaceae
Source: the annotation of a GenBank genome assembly
AAUCGUAUGGAAACUUUAAACGUUCGUCGAUUAAUCUUAUGGGGCAUGCUUAAGCGUAGACUAUUGAAUUAAUAAAUCUAAAGGUUUCAUUUCAUCCCAUACUAGUGGCAAUCCCACAUAAGAAAUGCAAAUUUAAACCUGUGAUAUGAUAAUCGUAUGCAAGCUUCAAAUUCGUUGAUUAACCUUCCAGAAUAUGCUUAUCUCAUUGUAUAAUCUAAAAGGUUCAUCUCAGACUCCUAGCUAUCCCACCACAUAAGAAAUGCUAAUUUAAACACGUGAUACGAUGAUUGUAUUCAAGUUUCAAAUUGUUUGAUUAACUUUCAUGAGUAUGCCUAAUAUUAGAUCAUUAUAUAAUCUAUUGGUCUCAUCCCAAACAACCUGAUAAUUUCAUAUAAGAAGUGCUUAUCACUGCAAACUUCAACUCCGUUGAUUAAUCUUUCAUUUCGAGUGUAGUAUAUGUAGAGAAUGGUAUGUGUUUUCAUGAGUUAUUCAAACUAAAAUUGGUGGCCGGCGACUUCCAAUUGAAAAUAAAUGUUUUGUUGGAUUUAGAAUGAAAAGAAUAUCCGAAGGGAAGUUUUAUGGGAGGAUUGUCUUUGCCGUUGAAGGAGUAGGUGAAUCUCAAAUCACAACUUUUAAUUCGUUGUGGUCCAAAUAAAAUAUAACUUCCAUUUGCCCUUCUCAAUUGGUCUAUAAGCCCACCAUGUACAAAGCUCCCCAAAGACAUUUCAUCCCCACCCACUCUCUCCAAUCCAUUCCUUAGCCCUUCCAUCCUCUCUUUCAAUGCCCGUUUUCUCCAAUGGUCGACCAUGACGUACUUUCAAUAACCUAUAACAUGUCUUCAUUAUAAAACUUUGAAAUUUGUUUGUGUAAUCUCAAAUUCAACUGACUCUCGUUGUUUGGGUCGUUUCAUGGAACAUGAACAAAGCUCAGUUUUUAGUUAGUUGAGUUUUUUUUUUUUUAAUUACCCAGAAACAUUCUCAUUCCCACGCACACAACACGUUUGUAUUGGUGGAGCGGACCAAAUUUGGGGGCUAUCGGUUGCAAUUUUAUGCUGCAAUUGGGCUUAGCACCCAUCAGUCAGACGCCUCCAGAAACACCACACGAGGUUUUGAGGGGCAUUGAAACCAAGACAUCCUGGGGCGACCUAGUCCUGGCGGCACCGCUAGGCUGUCUUACAUUGGCAGGUGGUACUCCAUGGAUCAUCGCUAGGGAUUAAAUUCAGGACCUUGCUUGAGAUGCUCAACCUGCUAGGUUAGCCUUGUUUCGCACUUAGUUAGUUGAGUUAUGAAAAAACGCGCUCUAAGGAGAAAUUUAUUAUGUAAAUUUUCUUACAUGUUCACGCAAAUGAAAGAUAGUUCAGUAAGUUCGAAGUUUGUAUUGUUUUAAAAGAUAGGUCAUUGUAUUUCUUGAGAUUGGACUAGGGUCUUGCAAAAAGACCAAGAAAGAAAAUUGGGUUUGGCUAGAGUUAUGAGUUAGCGUAAGUUAAUGGUACACAAUUUUUUUUUCAAUAUAAAUUUGAGUAAUUUAAAUUUUGUCAAUAAUUGUGUUUGACUAAAGUUAGACUAACGGAGCUACAAUAUUACAAAUGUUAAAAAGUUACAGGAUGGUGCACCAUGAUAUCUCAAAUGCUUCAAAUGUUUUGGGUAAGCAUUUAAUCCACCCACGGAUUUCAAGAUUAUUUGAUAUAUGAGAUUCCACUGUUUUUCUUAUUUUAUUUUUGGACAAAUAUCAUGAUAUUGGUGCACCAUGUAAUUCUAGAAUUCAUGUGACCAUGAUAUCUCAAAUGCUUUGGGUUUACCCAAAGUAUUUGAGAUUUCAUGCCAAAUUAUGUGAGUUCUACCAUGAACUCAUGCAAGUCAAACAAUGCAUUCUAAUAUUACACAAGUUCUCACAACUCAACCUACAGUAUACAUGAAUUCUUAAAAUACAUGAAUUCUACAUUACGUGCGACCCUAAUAGCCUACCAUCCUAUAACUUUUUAACAUUUGUAAUAUUGUAGCUCCGUUAGUCUAACUCUAGUCAAACCCAAUUAUUGACAAAAUUUAAAUGACUCAAAUUUAUAUUGAAAAAAAAUUAUGUACCAUUAAAUUACGCUAACUCAUAAUUUUCUUUUAUUUGGAGUAAGCCUUUUUACCUAUGAUGUCAUGCCCAACCAAGAAAGAAAGAUGAUGUUGAUUGUUAGAUAUGAAAAUUAGUCGGCAGAAAUGAGACGCCUCCAUUCUUGUUGUUUCUUUCCCUCAUUAAAAUGGCGUUAAGCCAAUUUAAGAUCCCUAAUACUAGGGCGGUUAAUGAGCCGAGUCGAGCCGAGCUUUGCCAUAGUUCGGGCUCGGCUCGUUAAUAUAUUUUCAGGCUCGAGCUCGGCUCGUGUUCGUCACGAGCUUUAAUAUGCAAGCUCGAGCUCGGCUCGUUUACGAAAAUAAAAGCUCGAGCUCGGCUCGAGCUCGGCUCGUCAAAUAAGCUUAACGAGCCCAAAAUCAAGUUCAGCUCAUAAAAUGUUCAUGAUAGCUCAAGAUUGACCUAGAACUACGCAUAAAAUUACAUUUAAAUCUGUAGCAAAGUAAAACACAAUAUUUAUCCCAAUUUCAAUACAUAAAAUCCAUGAAUUCUAAUUCUUUUUUUAUGCCAAACCAUUAAAUGAGCUUGUUCGCGAGCUUUCGAGCUGAACAUGGUAUGGCUCGAGUUCGGCUCGAUUAAAAUGAAUCGAGUAUAAAACGAGUUUUCCUCGAAUCGCACACCGACCCGUUCAUGAGCGGCUUGGUUCAUUAACAGCCCUACCUAAUACUAUAGGAUUAAAAUAAAGGGAAAAGAAUCAAAUCCCACAUGAAGCCUACAUGGAAGAUUAAUUAAUCAAAUUAAUAAACCCAAAUUGACGGUUUCAUAAUCCAUUAAUUCCCCUCGUGAAGUCAAACUGUUUAACUCAUUGAUGAUCAUUAAUUAGGGGAAACCAUCUUCGAAAUUUCCCUCUUCGGGCAAUACCACGGUGAAAUUAAUGUGAAAUGAGCCAAUUUUAGGGUUUCGGUCUAAUGAUAACGAGCGAUUAAAUAAUACCUAGUUAUUAGUAGAUAACUUUAGGUUGGCAAUUGAUUCGGUUCGGUUAUAAUAGGAAUCGUUCAGUCGGUUCUGGAUUAAUCACUUGUGUUUACCAUUAAUCAUUCUCUUUAUGUUAGUCAGUUAACUGCAACUAUAUAGUGGGUUCUAGGUUAUUUUGUUGGUUAAUCGAAUAACCGUUAAGCAAGUCAUUCGACAAGGUUAUACCAAAAUAAUCGAUUGAUAAUCUAACCAACAUAAGGCUUCCUCCUUUUUACAAUCGUGCAUUUUUGCAUAAUUUUGUCCUACAUACGUAUGUGUUCUUUUUUAUGUUGUUAAUAUGGAAUAUAAAAUAAUUUAACAUAGAUAUCAAUUCAUAGUAAACUCAAUUCAACACUAGUACACAAUAACAUCAUUCUACCGUCAAAUUCGUUCAAAGAAGCAGACAAGAAUAAGAGACCCAACACUUAUAUACACGCUAACAGGACGACCGUUUAUCAACCAUAAAAAACUUAAUACAAUUUGGAUUGCAAUAUAAUUAAAUCUGACUAAAUUGAUAUUCGAAUCGAAACGAUCAAUUUAAUACAUAUCAUGGUUUGGCUUUUUAUUAUGAUAUAUAUCCUUACUGGUUACCACUAAUCCAAUGCUAUUCUUCUCCUUCUUGUUCAUCAUCAUUUUUCAUGAGAUCCUAUAUCUAUUUCAAACCGAACCCGACCAAACCACGGUUCACCCACCCUCUAGGUUCAAACAUCAACCAAACACCAUCUAAUAAAACCCCAUCCUUUGCCCCCCCAAAAGAACAAAAGAAUCUCUAUAAAACAACAUCCAUCCCAUAGAAGCUCUAAUGUUCCUUCCAUUUUCGUUCUCCCUCUAACAGGAAAUGGAAACGGCAUUUCCACAUAGUUGGAAAUCCAGAUUCAUACAUCGCUAGUAACCCUUUUGCCAUCCCUUCCUCCUCCUUCCCCUUCCCCCUUUUGUCACCUCCAAACCCUUUCCAAAGUCCCUUUCUUUCUCUCCAAUUCUCCACACUCUGUUUUUUUUUUCUCUCCCCUGCACCCCGAAACCAUGAGGAGCAUCGCCACGUGUUACAGCGAACACGCCACCAAAGUCUCCGACUCGUACUGCUCCGGCCCGGCGUCGAGCCGGACCAGCAUUCCCCAUCACCCGAUCCGCCCGGCGCCGAGCUCCGUCACUUCCACUUACAAAAUAAUCAGAAACACCUCCUCGCCGAUUUUCGUCACCGUCAGUUGGUCCGGCUGCGGCAGGGGAGGCAGGGGAUUCUCCGUCUCUGUAACGGACAAAAUCAAAUCCUCUGCUUGUCAUUCGCCGGCGAAUUCUUUCCACCAAUUGCGGAAACCGAAAGGGAGCAACGAAUUCGAAGCCUGCGGUUCGAGAAUCGAGCUGCUCUGGAACCUCUCCCCUGCUUUCUACGAAACAGGGCCUGAACCGGUCAGCGGGUUCUACGUCGUCGUAUUGGUCGAUUCGGAGCCCGGGUUGUUCCUCGGGGACGUCGAGGAGAUCGAGGACGAGGAAGGCGAAAUUGGGUUCCCAAAAUUAGGAGUCAACGGGGAGAAGAUUCGACUGGCGGCGGAGCUCUCCCCUGUUUCCCGGAUCGAGAAAUUCGUUUCCGGCGGGUCGGGUCAUGGUUCGUAUUCGACCCGGGCGCAGUUCAGCAGGGUGGGGGAAAUGCACGACGUGAUGAUCAAUUUCGGGUCCGGGGGUGAUCGGUCGGCGGCGGGGAUGUCGGUCUGGAUCGACGGCCGGCGGGUUUUUCAGGUGAGGAGGUUGAGGUGGAAUUUCCGCGGGAACCAGACGAUUUUCCUGGACGGGAUUGUCGUGGACGUGAUGUGGGAUUUGCACGACUGGUCUUUCAAGGAAACAUGGGAAGGAGAAAAAGAAGAAGACGGCGGCGGAAGAGGAGGAGGAUAUACGGCGGCGGCGACUAGGGGUGCGGCGGUUUUUCUGUUCAGGACGAGAAGCGGAUUGGAUAGUAGGCUGUGGCUGGAUGAGAAGAUUCUUGAGCAGAAGAAGGAUCCUGAGAGAGCUGAAUUCUCCCUCUUGAUUUGUGCAUGUAAGAAGCCAGGUUGAUCUUAUGGGGUUCUUCCAUUUUUCUAAUAACGAUUUAACUCGAAUCUAAGUAUGAUAAAAUUGAGCAUAAAAUUUUUGGUUUUUUGCUCGCGAAAUUCGAGUGUUUGAAUGAAAUUGGUUGAGCAUGGUAGAUAUAUUUUGUUUCCACUAAGUUAACAUGUGAAAGAUCUAUCAAGUACAUAGAUUUCGAUUAGAGUGGAAAUUUGUUUGGUGAUUGAGUAUUUUGACGUUUGCGUGAAUUAAGUACAAGAUUGAUUAUCAAGUGUAUUUUUCUUCGUGAAUGUUAGAUACUAAAUCCUUAAUUUAGCGGGAUGUAAUCUACCAGUUCGCGUAAUAUUGUAUUAUAAAUUUGUGAGAAUGAAAUAUCUUUUAUUUUUUUUCUUAAUAUGGCUAUGCACAAUACAAGACGUUGAUUUGUCCAAUAUAUAGUUGCAUUUGUAAAUUUAGACUUUGAGAGACUGAUCAAGUAGGAUAUCUUAUAUCUAUUUGGUUUCUUGGUUUGGUUGCUUUCGUUGGUGGGGUGGUUUCUAGUUGUGUGUCUUAACUUUGGAUAUGGGUUCUACACAACGAAAUUGUUGGUAUGGGUAAUAGAGGGAAACAAGAAGGCAAGCCAGGAAUGUGACAUUGAUGGCUGAAAGAGAAACGUACUUAUUGAAAGAGGUGGUGUGUGAAUGAGAAAUUUUUUCGCUGAAUUCUUUAAUUGAGCGUUAUAUGUAGCCAUUGUAUUGCGUUGUUUUAAUAAACAAAAUAAGUAUGUAAUAUGAACAUCAACAAAUACAUCUCUCAAUGGUUUGUUUCAGCUUUUUCAGAGAUUGCAUGUCUUUCUUUUAAAUUUCCAACCAACUCUUUUACUAGUGAGUUCGAUUCACACUUGAUAAGCACACCAUUGACGACUGACGUGCUAUCUAUAUACUAAAACUGUGAAUGUUAGCAAUUUGCCAAUGAACCCUAUCCAUUAAAAUCUCAUAUCACAAAUGUAGAAUCGAUGAUUACAAGUUAAAUAAAAUGCAGAGCAAGUGAUUUCGACAUAUAGGAAAUUUAGCAAACACAUCUUCUAUUUCCGCAGUUUCGUCGGGAUCCUCUCUUUCUUCGGAAAAAAGGGAAGAGUCCCCCUCCUCUUCCUCUUUAGUUUCCCUCGUUUUGUACUUUGGUUCUAUUUCGAUAUCUUCUUCUUCCCUUUGUUCCAUUUCUGGGGUUUUUUUUAAGGGGUCGUUUGGAAGUUGCGAAUGUUAAAUCGUUGCAUUGUAAUGAAUCACUAUAAUAUAAAUGCAUGUAUUGAUACAAUGGAUGCAUUUUAACAAUACAUUGUUUGGUUGUUGAGAUUCUACUUUAUGCAUUGAUUUACAUAAAGUUACUUUUAUGGAGAAAUGUCACAUUUGCCCUCAACUUUUAGAAUAAGACAAAAAACUAUUGGGAAUAUAAAUGGAAAGAAAAAAUUGACACAAGUCUAAAACCAACAAUCUCAACUUUUAGUUGAGAUUGUAUAAUGCAUCAUUUUUUGUGAUUGUUGGUGGGACCUACUUUAAACAAUGCAUGCAUUGUUUAACACUUUGACACUUCCAAACAUUGUAUUGUGCACAAUACAUGUAUUCAACAAACACAACUCUAACAAUCACAACUUCCAAACGAGUUCUAAAAUUUCUUACUAAAAAUCGUGUCAUCAUGAACUUGUUAACUAAGCAUGUCGAUCUCACUCGUAAGGGACUUGCACAAAAGAUGACCCAAGUGACUAAAUGUAGAUGAACAACUUACUGCCCACACAAACAUAUUUGUUCCGACAUUCAUAAUAUAAGGACUUGUUUGUC